Molecule: messenger RNA, 3635 nt
Organism: Phyllostomus hastatus (greater spear-nosed bat)
Lineage: Eukaryota; Metazoa; Chordata; Mammalia; Chiroptera; Phyllostomidae
Gene: HKDC1
Product: hexokinase domain containing 1
Exons: 18
Coding region: 118-2868 (916 amino acids)
Biological process (GO): intracellular glucose homeostasis; glucose 6-phosphate metabolic process; glycolytic process
Cellular component (GO): cytosol; mitochondrion
Molecular function (GO): fructokinase activity; D-glucose binding; mannokinase activity
Source: RefSeq, a predicted model, not a curated record
GCACCGAGUUCCCCAGAGUCCUCCGGCCUGAAUUGGAAGUGGGCAGUACCCUGUAGACGGGAAUAAACACUGCACAGAUAUCUCUGACUGACUGAGGAGAAACCAAAUUUGGGGAAAAUGUUUGCGGUGCACUUGAUGGCAUUUUACUUCAGCAAGCUGAAGGAGGAUCAGAUCAAGAAGGUGGACAGGUUCCUGUACCACAUGCGGCUCUCCGAUGAGACCCUUUUGGACAUCAUGACCCGGUUCCAGACUGAAAUGCAGAGGGGCCUGGGAAAGGACAGCAACCCCACGGCCUCAGUGAAGAUGCUGCCCACCUUUGUCAGGGCCAUUCCAGACGGCUCUGAGAAUGGAGAGUUUCUUUCCCUGGAUCUUGGAGGAUCUAAGUUUCGAGUCUCAAAGGCACAAGUCUCUGAAGAGGGGAAACAACACGUGCAGAUGGAGAGUCAGUUCUACCCGACGCCCAACGAGAUCAUCCGAGGGAAUGGCUCGGAGCUGUUUGAAUACGUGGCUGACUGUCUGGCAGAUUUCAUGAAGACCAAAGGGCUGAAGCAUAAGAAGUUGCCCCUUGGCCUAACCUUUUCUUUUCCCUGCAGACAGACUAAACUGGAAGAGGGCAUCCUGCUUUCCUGGACCAAGAAGUUCAAGGCCCGGGGAGUUCAGGGCACAGACGUAGUGAGCUGUCUAAACAAAGCCCUGAAAAGUCACCAGGACCUCGAUGUGGACAUCCUGGCCUUGGUCAAUGACACCGUGGGCACCAUGAUGACCUGUGCCUAUGACGAUCCCUUCUGUGAAGUUGGUGUCAUCAUUGGCACUGGCACCAACGCGUGUUACAUGGAGGACAUGAGCCACAUUGACCUGGUGGAGGGCGACGAGGGCAGGAUGUGCAUCAACACUGAGUGGGGGGCCUUUGGGGACGAUGGGGCCCUGGAAGACAUCCGCACUGAGUUUGACCGCGACCUGGACUUCGGCUCUCUCAACCCAGGGAAGCAACUGUUUGAGAAGAUGAUCAGCGGCCUGUACCUAGGCGAACUCGUCAGGCUCAUCUUGCUGAAGAUGGCCAAGGCAGGCCUUCUGUUCGGCGGCAAGAAAUCCUCCAGCCUCCACACCAAGGGCGCGAUUGAGACCCGGCACGUGGCUGCCAUGGAGAAGUAUAAAGAAGGCCUUGCCAAUACAAGGGAGAUCCUCACGGAUCUGGGCCUGGAGCCUUCAGAGGCCGACUGUGUUGCGGUCCAGCACGUCUGCACCAUCGUCUCCUUCCGGUCAGCCAAUCUCUGCGCGGCGGCCCUCGCAGCCAUCCUGACACGCCUCCGGGAGAAUAAGAAGCUGGUGCGGCUCCGGACCACGGUGGGCGUGGAUGGCACACUCUACAAGAUACACCCUCAAUACCCAAAACGUCUGCACAAGGUGGUGAGGAGACUGGUCCCGAACUGUGACGUCCGCUUCCUCCUGUCACAGAGUGGUAGCACCAUGGGGGCAGCCAUGGUGACAGCGGUGGCCUCCCGGGUGCAGGCCCAGCGGAAGCAGAUUGACAAAGUGCUGGCUUUGUUCCAGCUGACCCGAGAGCAACUUGUGGGUAUGCAGGACAAGAUGCGGGCGGAGCUCGAGUACGGGCUGAAGAGGGAUACCCACCUGCUGGCCACAGUCAAGAUGCUGCCCACCUACGUCUGCGGGAUGCCGGAUGGCACAGAGAAAGGAAAGUUCCUCGCCCUGGAUCUGGGGGGAACCAACUUCCGGGUCCUGCUGGUGAAGAUCCGAAGUGGACGAAGGUCAGUGCGAAUGUACCACAAGAUCUUCGCCAUCCCCCUGGAGAUCAUGCAGGGCACCGGCGAGGAGCUGUUCGACCACAUCGUGCAGUGCAUCGCCGACUUUCUGGAUUACAUGGGCCUCAAGGGAGCCCAGCUGCCCCUGGGCUUCACGUUCUCGUUUCCCUGCAGGCAGACGAGCAUCGACAAGGCAACACUCAUUGAGUGGACCAAGGGCUUUAAGGCUACUGACUGUGAAGGAGAAGACAUGGUGGACAUGCUCAGGGAAGCCAUCAAGAGGAGAAACGAGUUUGACUUAGACAUAGUUGCAGUUGUGAAUGACACAGUGGGGACCAUGAUGACCUGUGGCUAUGAAGAUCCCAACUGUGAGAUUGGCCUGAUUGCAGGAACGGGCAGCAAUGUGUGCUACAUGGAGGAGAUGAGGAACAUAGAGAUGGUGGAAGGGGACCAAGGGAAGAUGUGCAUUAACACAGAGUGGGGAGGAUUUGGAGAUAAUGGCUGCAUAGACGACAUCCGGACCCAAUAUGACAAGGAGGUGGAUGAGGGGUCCUUAAAUCCUGGCAAACAGAGAUACGAGAAAAUGACCAGUGGGAUGUACCUGGGGGAGAUUGUGCGGCAGAUCCUGAUUGACCUGACGAAGCAGGGCCUCCUCUUCCGUGGGCAGAUUUCAGAGCGUCUCCGGACCAGGGGCAUCUUUGAAACCAAGUUCCUGUCUCAGAUUGAAAGCGACCGGCUGGCCCUGCUCCAGGUGAGGAGGAUCCUGCAGCAGCUCGGCUUGGAUAGCACAUGCGAGGACAGCAUCGUGGUGAAGGAGGUGUGUGGAGCUGUGUCCCGUCGGGCUGCCCAGCUCUGUGGCGCGGGCAUGGCCGCCAUCGUGGAGAAAAGGAGGAAAGACCAGGGGCUUGAGCGCCUGAAGAUCACUGUGGGCGUGGAUGGCACCCUGUACAAACUGCACCCUCACUUUUCUACAAUACUGCAGGAAACUGUGAAGGACCUGGCCCCUCGGUGUGACGUGACGUUCCUGCUUUCCGAAGAUGGCAGCGGGAAGGGAGCAGCUCUGAUCACCGCUGUGGCCAAGAGGUUACAGCAGGCACAGGACAACUAGGAAGCCCUUCUGGUCCCCGAUGUGCCUCGGGUUCUGACCAACCUUCCCUCCAGCAGAUGAGUGGGUCCAGGACCAACAGGCAGGCUUCUGGCCGACUUCGCCUUCUGGGUGGCCGGAAGAGAACCCCAAGUUCUUGAGUAUUCUUAGCUUUUUGUUUCUGGUUUUCAAGGGCAGUACAUGGUAUCUCUAUUUGGUAUAUUUGGGCUCAAGAUGAGCCAGCUUGUAAAAUCAAAGCAUGUGGCUUGAGGCAUCAUCCCCUUUCAGUAAAUCUCUCAGUUGAGAGCUGACCUGUCAGUUCUCCAUGGCUUUGGGUCUUGUGGCCCCUGCACUUGGCAGCCUGUGCCAUCUGCCCCUGUGGCCCGGCUGGCUGAGCGCCCGCGGCUGUGCUUCGGCCUUUGCUGUAGCACACUGGGCCCUCUACCUGUCACGUUGCACACUCGAUAGGGCUGGGGACUUACGUCGUCAGCUGGAGAUUAAUCUAACUUGUCCUUAACUUGUUGUGUUGACUCCAAAGACUGGAAUAUCCAGGAUGCGGAGGGCUGGACUGCCGGGGAGCCUGUGGGAAGCUGGCGUUGCUCACAGGGAGCAGUGUCGGCACCCUGUGGGACUUUUUCUCAAUAUGUGUGUGUCAUUGGGGGGGGACGUCUUUGGGGCACCUGUUUUUCAUUUUACAGGUGGUUUGUGCUGCUAUUGUUGAUACUAGUUUUAAGGACUGUUGGGUAUAGGAAAUCCAGUAAAUUAAUAAAAAGUAUUUUACUUCCUAAGAA